AUGUCACGACACGUUGAUGAUAUAAAAACUAUGCUUUUUGAUGAGCCAGAUUUUGAUAGUGAUGAAGAAAUUAAAAGUAAAUCUGCUCGACGAAAAGAAAGAAAAAAAUUCAAAAAAGAAGUUGAAGAAAAAGAAAAAUCAUCUGUGGAAACAAUUGUCUUUCGAGAUCCAGCCAAGAGAAAGAAAAAAACCAAUAAAUCUGCAGCUUCAGCAUCAUUAUCUGAACAACAAGAACAAGAUAAUGUUGAAUUUGAUCUUGAAAAAGCUCGUUUUGAUGUACAUAAAUUUGGUAUUAAAGGUUUUGAAAAGAGUAAAUAUGAAGAUGCUCGUGUUGCAUUAGCUGUUAGUUUAGGUGCUAAGCCACCUAAAGGAAAAUUUAUAAAUUAUCGUGAAUUACUUGAACAAAAUCGAGCAAAAAAAAUUAAAGAAAAAGAAGACGAAGAAAAUGCACGGUUACUUGGUGAUAUAUUUCAUAAGAAUCCAAAUAAUAAAGAUAAAUCUUCUCAACGACCAAAACGAAGACGUAUUGGUGAAGGCGAUGUUGGUUCAAUGCGUUUUUCAUCGGUUGGAAGAUUUAAAGGAGGAGUUUUGAAAUUAACUGAUAAAGAUAUAUCCAAAGUUAAAAAAUCUGGAUCAUCUCAUAAUAAAAAACGAUUAGGAAAAAAAUAA
Adineta steineri is the source of this 669-nucleotide messenger RNA. Lineage: Eukaryota; Metazoa; Rotifera; Eurotatoria; Adinetida; Adinetidae. The record is from the annotation of a GenBank genome assembly.